This is a messenger RNA of Dibothriocephalus latus, 234 nucleotides long. Lineage: Eukaryota; Metazoa; Platyhelminthes; Cestoda; Diphyllobothriidea; Diphyllobothriidae. The record is from the annotation of a GenBank genome assembly.
AUGCUGCGGCAGUCGGUGGCCAUGGUGAGCACCCAGUUUGGAAUUCCCUUGAUUGAAACACACUGGAACACGGAGCGCUCUAACCCUCGGAUUUCGAUUAAUGUCCACCCCGACCACGAUGCCUUUGGACAGGCUCUCUUUGAGUAUCUAUCGGACUACGAGAAGUGGCGACGAAUGGUGAUCGUUCUGGAAAAUUACGAAAUAACACCGGCCUACUUUAAAGAAAACUGUUAA